Molecule: messenger RNA, 2054 nt
Organism: Seriola aureovittata
Lineage: Eukaryota; Metazoa; Chordata; Actinopteri; Carangiformes; Carangidae
Exons: 5
Coding region: 1360-1902 (180 amino acids)
Biological process (GO): cellular response to lipopolysaccharide; negative regulation of T cell proliferation; T cell costimulation
Cellular component (GO): external side of plasma membrane
Source: RefSeq, a predicted model, not a curated record
UGCAAAUAAAAUUCUCUAAAGUGGAGCAAAUAACAGCCGACUCCUAAACAGAUCUGGAAAUUAGAAAAAAAUUAAACCAAUAAUCCACAUUAAGAAGGGGUAAGAAGAGAAGGUGUAGGUGGGUUAAGGCUCUUUGGUGUGCAUGUUCUUUUUGCCUGUGUGGCAGAGCAAUGGCUUGUCAACCAGGUUGUAACGUACUGCCUUGGCUCAAUAAGACUAAGAGGGGGCCAUUGAUGCUAAUCAUCAUCUGCAUCUCUUUUGAUAUGUGUUGCACAAUAUCUGUGGAACUGUACCUCGAGUGCUGAAGCUCAAUAAGAUCAUAAUGAUCAGGGAAAGGUCGGUUCAUUUUGGCAAGAUAGUGUGCUGUUCUGAAUACAGCAUCAGUCUCAGCUAACACAGUCUCUGACACAGUUCUCGCUAUAUUUCCAAGUUGAUCCCGUCUUCCUCUUUCUGUGAGCUCCUGAGCUAUUUUGUGCGCCCUAGACGUCUCAUGUCGCCGUAUUUUGUUCCUAUAGGACUCCAGAGCUGUUUGUCUGUCACUUGUACCUGAGCUCUGGAUGUUAAAAGACACCCACUCCUCAGAUGUUGAUACCCUCUUCUCUGUGAGGACACCAGUGGACUUUGUGGCACUGCAGAUAGCACAACCUGGAUCCUUUUUCUGCUUAUAUUGGCAUUAAGACUACAGAACAGGGCCAAAUCCAAUUAAUGAACUGUUUACAACCUUCAGCCAUGGCAAAGAAUCUUUUUUUUUUUUUUUUUUUUUUAACAAUUUCAUUUUUAAAUUCACCUUAACUUUGUACAUUUAAAUUGUUUUUUUUUUUCAGCUUAAAUGUUUUCAAAUAUUACUUAACUUUCUCCACUCUACAGAACAGGGCCAAAGAGAGAGAGAGGCGGAGCGAGAGAGAGGGAGAGAGAGAGAGGCGGCGCGAGAGAGGCGGAGAGAGAGAGAGGGAGAGAGAGGCGGCGCGAGAAAAAUUUAAAUGUAGGAGUGGCGUCUCCCUGAGUCGCUAGCUGAACUCGUGUGUCGGCUAGUUACGAGCAUAUCUCCGGGAGGCCAGAAGCCCGUGUGUCGGUGGAUAGAAUCUGGAUAUGGAUAUGAUAAAUGUGAAGAAGUCAGAAGUCAGACUGACAGGCAAACAGGAAGAACAGACAUUAAACGACAGAGUCUACUGAGUGGCUCAUUUCUCAACAGGUUCCCCAACACCCGACUCAGAGCUCUUUGUGGUUUCAGUCGUCCUGAGGAAAGUCAGUAGCACCAAGGGUCUACACUGGAUCCCUGUGCCAAAGUCAGUAGUGUCGACCACUGAACUAAACUGACUCUUCUUUCUCUUGAGCUCUGUCUCCUCUCACAGGGAGAAGAUGAUCUGCUGCAUCCUGCUGCUUCUCACACUGACCUCCUGUGUCUGUGGAACAUUUGUAGUGAAUGUGACACAGAGCUCCUAUCAGGCAGAGGAGAACCACAACAUCACACUGGAGUGGAGCUUCACAACCAAACCUCACACUCCACCUGACUUCCUUAUUAUCUUCUGUGAACUGAUCACUGAUCUCAGAGACUCAGUCCUGUAUCAUCUACAUGAGGGUGUUGAGGUCCCAGAGUCUCAGGAUGAACAGUUUUCAGGACGAGUCCAGUGUGACAAAGACGUCCUCAGAGAAGGACGAAUCAGACUUCAUGUGUCCAGACUGAGGACUGAGGACUCAGGAGAGUACAGGUGUCGGGUCCUCACCUCUGAUGGGAGGAACUUUGCUAAAUGUCGACUCAACGUCUCUGCAGCUGUUGAUCAGCCUGAAACUCAGAGACCAACUGAGAGACCAGAACCAGAGAGUCGGGGAAGGAUCGGUCUCUACGCUGGACUGGGACUGACAGCAGCAGCAGCAGCAGCUCUACUGGUCAAACUCUGCUAAGUCUUUGUUUCACUAAAUCUCCUGAUGACACAGUAAACCUUUAUUCAGAGGUGUAAGAGUGAAGUUCCUGUCCAGAAUACACUUCUUCUUUCUUCAUCACAUGUAUCGUGUAUAUAUUUAUAUUGUAAAUAAACUUUAUUUAUAUAUGAGAA